UCAGUCAAUCAAGUGAGCAAAGUCCUCAGUUUUCGAAAUCGUAUUUCAGGAUUGUAAACAAACUGAAUUGCACUCUCCUUUGCGUAGUGGGACAGGAAACCUUUGCUUUGUUGGUGGUUGGUGAUGCGGUUACAUUUUUAAUGGUGCGAGCUGAGAAUAGGGCGGAGGAGAUUUUCACUACCCCAAGAGUUUCAGGGAAUCAAUUUACAUGUAGAUUCUAUAGACUAUAAUUAUAAUAGUAUUCCUCGACUGACCUGUGGGAUACACGUGUUUCUACUCGCGGUGAAUUUCAGUGAACUCCUCUCCAGCUCCUUGGACACCAGCCUACAGUGAUUGCACUCUGAAGCAAAGUCUCAAUACACCAAGUACCUGAUGCAUUCUCCUCGCCACACUAGUAGUAUAUGGAAUCAUCAUUUGGAGCAGAGGAUUUAAUUCGUCAACCUUGUGAUGGAGGCCCAGGACACAGUUGACGGGGAGUCGGGUCUCAUCGCUGCCUUGGUGGCACAGAAGAAGAAGAGAAGUGCCGCUCGUGGCUCUAACUUAGGUCAUCAGCGAAAGGCCUCUCCGGCAUAUGCUGUUCACGUUGACCAAUGUCGCAAGCAGAACAAGAUACUGCACAACGUUGCUUUGCUUGGGUCUGAUCACCGUGAUGCGCUCCUGGAGUAUGACGAGCCCCCAACAAGCACUAGUCCUGUUCAGGCAAAGCCAAGUUCACUUUUCCCGAAUGAUAAAGAUAUACUGGAUGUUGAUGAUACUCUGCACAACUUCCGUCUUAUUUCCCCGGAUGGUACCAUGAAAACUGAUAAGGUACGAGCGCGUACCCUAUCAGCAUCAUCCAAAGCAUCAGUUGACUCGUUACGUUCUUUGGCAUCACAGGGCUCUCUGGUCAAGAGCGGACUGGGGCCCCCGUCAACUUUGGCUUCGCCGUCUGUCUCACCAGUGUGCACUGCUGAAGUUUAUGAGCUGAGUCGCUACUUUGAACAGUGUGGUGAUGAUGAGAGAACAACAAUGAAGAAUCCUAACAAAGUAUUACUCACUGUGGAUAUGCGCACCUCUGUAGUGGUCGUGGCAAACAGCAUUGCCAGUAAUGUGUUCGGCUACACUCAGUCUGAAUUUGAGGGAAUGCCAUUCGAACGCCUGCUCCACUCCGACAACUACCUGGCCAAGAUGAGCCUACGUGAAGAGUACUGUGGACCUGAUGGGGCACAACUGACUGUUUCAGAGCAACUGCUCAUUGCUGCUACGAAGUCUGGCAGCUCGUUCCCUGUGUCCCUGUGGAUGAUGCCACUCAAAUCCAACAAGGUGAACCAUUGCCUCGCUAUCAUGGAGCCAGUGGAACGAACAACUGGAAUUCUGACACUAGAUGUCCAGGGUAAUGUUAUUGAUGCCGAUCCACAGCUUGCAUCUGUCUUUGGAUAUCAUGACAGACCGGAUGACUUCCUGCUCAGCUCUGUUAGUGACUUGAUGCCCAAACUCGUCUUGCCAGCCGAGAAAGCCAUUUCUUUACCGGAUACCUUUCGACGUCAACAUGUGACAGGACAAGUCCGUGGUGGAGGCGCACUGCCCCUGACUGUGCUGAUGCGCUUUUCGACAGAGACUGACCCGGUCAUGUUCCAAGGUGCUGGCUUUCCGGAGAAACAUGGUGCGCUAGAUGCAGGAUCGGACAUUCAGUGUGUUGUGAUCUUGUAUCACAAUGUUACCGGACUAAUGACCGUGAAACUGGAUGGUACAGUCUCAUCUUGUGAUUCCACUUUUUGCACCAUGUUAUUUGGAUAUAGCUCUAGUGAACUUUGCUCAAAGGCCGUUGAUCAGCUAAUACCCGGCGUCUGGACUGAAGUACGCUCGGCCGGUUUGAAGUGCGUGAAAUUCAACACCCAGCCGUAUCAUCACCGGCUGGCGUUAGAUAGCCCCGACUCUGUAACCAGCAAUGGAAGUGCAGCAUCCUCUAGUUCUUGUACUGCUGGAGCUGGUCUUGCCUCAACAACUCCCGGAAAGCAUUCGGCAUCCAAAGACCUGGGUGUUAUAUUGGAGAGAGCGGAUGCAAACAGCAUUGGCUCAUUCACCGACGCCGCUGCUGCAGAUAGGCAGGGAAACCCGUGUUCAAACUCGAUGCAUGAAUCCAUGAAUGACGCAGGUGUACAGUGGACCAGGUCACCAACUCCAGAAUCCGGCAGUGAGGGCAACAGAAAGCAAUGGAAGCUUACCAGAAGCUAUGGUACACCGUUUGCAAAGCCGGUUAGCAGUCUUCCCGGCUCGGGUGAUUUCAUGUCCCACCUUGCUACAAGUCUGGAGUCAAAUCGUUCCUCCGAUCCGAGUAGCCGUUCUGCAUCUCUGACCGGGUUAUCAUUGAACACAACAGCAAUCCACAAGGAUGACUUCAGAGUGGAUAUCAAUAUCAAGGUCAAGCUCAUCUUGUUCAACAAUGAAACGUCUCUGCUCUGCUUUUGGUUGAAGCGAGAACAUGGUGCGCAACAGUCACCAUCCCCAACGUCCAGCUUCACCGUCAUUGAAAGGCAGGAUGACCUGAAUAAACUAUUGGCAGAGGCAGCCUUCAAGGGCCCCUAUGCUGAAGCCUACACUAACAUCAGAACUAUCGGGAGCGGUGCAUUCGGUGAUGUCAAGCUGGCGUACCAGAACUCCACUGGUGAUGAGGUCAUAGUCAAGUGUAUUGGGAAGAAAGAUGUUCUAUCAUGCGGCUGGACACACAUCACGCUAGAGCAGAGGGAUCAAUUCAACAUUAUCACGCAGCAGUCCUUCUUUGAUGCCACCGACUCAGUUCCAACCGAGCUCUUUCUCCUCCGCACGCUAGAGCAUCCCAACAUUGUCAGCCUCAUCGACGUAUUCGAAACGGAACACUUCUACCAGCUUGUCAUGGCCAAACAUGGAGAAGGCAUGGAUCUCUUCGAGUUUAUUGACCAUGAACCAGCAGUAAACGAACCUCUCGCAUUCUUCAUAUUUUCUCAGGUUGUAGAUGCUGUGGAUUACCUUCACCAGAGGAACAUCAUUCAUCGAGAUAUCAAGGAUGAAAACAUCAUUAUAGAUCGAAACUUUCGAGUUAAGUUAAUAGACUUCGGCUCUGCAGCAAUCAUGAAAGAAGGCCAGCUGUUUGAUUUAUUCUGUGGCACCGUAGAGUACUGCUCACCGGAAGUCCUCUCCGGAAACAAGUACCGUGGUCCUGAGCUGGAGAUGUGGACACUAGGUGUUACUCUCUAUACGCUAGUUUUCUUUGAAAACCCGUUUAAGGACGCCGAUGACAUCAUUGGUGGCCAUCUUGAUCCUCCAUUUGUUGUCUCCCCACGUCUGACCCGGGUGCUCUUGUGGCUGCUGCAUCCCGACCCGAAGAGCCGCUGCACUAUCCCACAAUUGCGUGAAUGCUCGUGGAUGAAGCAAACAGUUGACUCUGGCUUGUAUCAUUUUGAAGAUGUCCUCAACAACCGGGGUCCAUCGGUUAGGCCAGGACAUCCUUGAAAUUCUCGCAGGUUACCCCUAUACAGCAACAGCAACAACAACAAGACUUGUGCUGUCUGGGUUCCUGUAUGGCUGCACUAGUCUGAUUGACUUGUGCUGUCUGUGUUCCUGUAUGGCUGCACUAGUCUGAUUGUUGCAGCAGACUAUACACUAAAAAUCACUUUCGAAACCCUGCACAGGCAGCACCCGUGAGCUGAGACAGAGGCUAUUUACAUCACUUUCCAGGCUGCUAACUUGAUGGGUUCUGUAGUUGCCAAAAUGUGUCUCCGAAUCACAUUCCAUAUCUGCUCUGAUACAGUAACGUUAGAAGAUGCGUUAGAUCUCCCCCUCCAUAUUAGGUAUGCACUUUACACAACUUGAUGUAUUUGCUUGCAUGUGCUAUGCUUGCAGCAACAGCAUUAGCAAAGUGGGUGUUCUCCCUGGCCUAGUGCAUAGAUACAUGGAAUCAGAGAUAUUUUAGCUGGUGCACUGCAUGCAUAGCGUGUAUACUGUGGAGUAGACCAGCAUAGGACAUGCACCACGGUGCCUUUUUCAAAUUCAUUUCCACCAACAAAACAUUAAUAAUUAUGAUAGCCGUGUUAUUGUUAGAGUUAUAUCUGCCUGUUCUAAACAUCUCGCUCAACAAUACAAAAGAUGCUCUUGCAUGCCCUGCAUACAACUAUAUGCUAGCACAUACAUUAUUAUUAUACUGGAUGGCUGAGUACACCCUCACAUGCACAUACAAACUUAUUCAAGCAUGCCCACACGCUCGCUAUGACUGCACCUGAGCGCUCAAUACUACACAUUGCAGACCGCAUUGCAUAAGGUCAUCCCUACACUAUUAUACCACCUCUAAAGGCCAGGGAAAUUGUCCUGACAUGUACAAUUUUAUCUCACAACGCAUCUGUCAUGCUGAAGUCACACACACACACACACACACACACACACACACACACCAAAAAUUCCUCUCUUGAACCGCAACAAGUUAUUAUUGCUGUAUUUAUAAACUACUCACAAAGUGAACGUAUUCCAGGCACCUGGGAACUGUA
Molecule: messenger RNA, 4496 nt
Organism: Sycon ciliatum
Lineage: Eukaryota; Metazoa; Porifera; Calcarea; Leucosolenida; Sycettidae
Product: PAS domain-containing serine/threonine-protein kinase-like
Exons: 16
Coding region: 448-3468 (1006 amino acids)
Biological process (GO): protein phosphorylation; intracellular signal transduction; negative regulation of glycogen biosynthetic process
Cellular component (GO): nucleus; cytoplasm; cytosol
Molecular function (GO): ATP binding; protein serine/threonine kinase activity
Source: RefSeq, a predicted model, not a curated record